AUGUCUGAGUUUGCCCAGGUCAUUCACUACGGUGAAAUGGCGCGACGAGGAUUUGUUCAGGAGCCUGGCAGAGGACGGGAGAUGUCCGGCCAGGCGACUCUGCUCAAGCCGCAGGAGAUCAGCAAUACACUGUGGGCCUAUGGCAAGCAGAAAAUUGCACACGAAGAGCUGUUCAAGGCCCUUGGCUGGUCAGCAUUCGAGUUGGUGUGGCAGUGCCGAUUCAAGCCUCAG
Effrenium voratum is the source of this 231-nucleotide messenger RNA. NCBI's taxonomy places the organism in Eukaryota, Dinophyceae, Suessiales, Symbiodiniaceae. The record is from the annotation of a GenBank genome assembly.